CAUUUAGGCGGGACUACUGUAUGUACUGGGGCUGGCAUUGUUUAAUUGCCUGGGCUGCAUGUCUUGGACGAUGGGAGGGGAGAGAGGGCGUCUUUCUGCAUCCGAGAUGGAUGGUCGAGGUUUGCACAAUGCCGGCAUAAAUUCGAGAUGGCCACUGCAGCUGUAUUUGUUUGUGUCAUGACUAGCGGACGAACUAUUGCCAACAUCUCAAUCAAUCUAUUAUUACUAGGGAUCAGCCGUAGCGGUAACACAAAACCCGGGGUAAGUCAGAUCAAUACUACAUAUGAGCGUGCGGCUCUUCAGCUCCAUCCAUCCAUCACCACCAGCUAGUGAAAUGCCAAUAGAGGCGCCAAAUAUUGGCA
Trichoderma harzianum CBS 226.95 is the source of this 362-nucleotide messenger RNA. RefSeq lists its product as hypothetical. The coding region runs from base 148 to 330 and encodes 60 amino acids. The record is from RefSeq and is a predicted model, not a curated record. Lineage: Eukaryota; Fungi; Ascomycota; Sordariomycetes; Hypocreales; Hypocreaceae. The transcript has a single exon.